Messenger RNA from Aphanomyces invadans, 4631 nucleotides. RefSeq lists its product as hypothetical. The coding region runs from base 3204 to 4280 and encodes 358 amino acids. NCBI's taxonomy places the organism in Eukaryota, Oomycota, Saprolegniomycetes, Saprolegniales, Verrucalvaceae. The transcript is spliced from 5 exons. The record is from RefSeq and is a predicted model, not a curated record.
UGACUAGGCAUCUCGCAUCGAUCUACACUCGACCAAGGUCGCGGCGCAUCGCUUUCUCGGCGAAACUUACGCCCACGAGGUAGGUCGGUAUCGUUGGUGAUGGAGCGUUGCUGCGACAACAACGACUUGUUUGAUGCUGCUGAGGGUACAUGUGCGCCCGCGCUGAGUGCCUCGGUGUUUGCUUGAACACGCUACUGUUUAUGGAUGCGUCGAGACCGCGACGGAACGUCAGCGAUACCACCACGGAUGCUUGCACACAGCCACCUAUGGAUCUGAAUUCUCGAUAUCGUUUUGCGUUUGCCAACGCUGUGGCGACAACUUCAUGGACGCGUUCUACGUCCGCGCUGCAAUGCUUGUUCCACCGCGUCAUGCUUCCAAUCUGUAGAAGGACCGCCCCUCGUUGAAUGAUCACCACAAGGGGCGGCUCUCGCGAUCCUUGUCUCGAAUCAUGCUCAUAUGCUAAAUAAACUAGACCUACACGGACUACACGACCCUUUCGCAUGGCACGGUUGCUUCGCUGACGUCGAGGACUUCGACAACGUCGAAUGACGCGGGCGGACUUCGAGGCGUCAAGAUGUUGGUCAUCGUGGACAGCAUCAUGGUCUGCAACGCGAUCGACUCGUUCACUUCGUCCAUGCGCGCUGCAAUCUCUUCCUUGGACGACGACGCCGUGAGCAAGUUGAAGCUGUUGAUGCGGCUCAUUUGAGACCGGUACGAUGCUGACACGGUCGAGAGCGGCAGGUCGUGCAUAGGGUCCGCACACGUCGACAUCCACGACGUGCUCAAGUUUGAAAAACUGUCCUCGUCGCGCGCCGACUUCCACCCUGGGACGAACACCAUGACACGAGUUGCAAGACGUAUUCGGCGACGUACAAUCGGCGAUCGAGGCGGUGUUCGGGGCAUCCACACGGACGAGCGUUUCCAGCGCCGACAUGGUGGGGUGCAACGUGUCGAGCGCAUGGCGGACAGAUUGGACGGGCGGCGACGUUGGUUUCCUCGAGUCGCCCCGUGCGCGGACCCAGCACUUCAUGCAAAAUUUCUCUUCGGUCAGCGACUUGGCCUUCUUCACCGACUUGUGCUGCUUCGACUUGGACGAGCGGUCCACACAGUAGAGCUUGACCAAGCACCCCCCGCACAUGACGUGGCCACAGCACCGGCAAUGGUGGUGGCGAUUCCAAAACUGGCACUUCUUUUCGCACACGUUGCAGCGUUUCCUGCGGCACACAUCGUGAGCUGCAUGUUGCAGGGACCAGUGUGGCAGAUGUGCUCGACUGGCCGACGGCACUGCACGUACGUGGCAAAGUCCCAUUCAGGGGCAAACGCUCCCGUGGUCAGCACGAGCGACUCGUACAGCGACGAUUCUUGCAGCAGCACUCCGACGUCUUUGACUAAGAGCGUUUGGAUGGUCAUGCUCAUGCCUCGCCACGCCGUCAUCUUCGGAAGGUGCUGCUGGGCGCUUCCGUCCGUGAAGAAAUGGGCGCGGACCAACACAUCGACGCCAGCGCUGUCCGGCCGCGCCCGGUACAGCUUGACGCACGACACUGCUUCCGUCGGGCAUGAUGUCGAUGCCGCCAAGAUCGGCUCGGUUAGCACAAAAAACGUCACACGUCCGUCGGGGUCAACGCAUGUCCCACUAAACUCUAGGAACAAGUACGACAAGGGCGGUUUGUUGGCCGCGACUGUGACCUGGAGCGACUUGACGCCUAAGAAUUGGCCGGGAUCGUCUUUGGUGCGAGUCGAGUGGACGUUGAGCACUGCAGCGUCGAACAAGGUAGACCCGUGGAGAACUGCGGCCAUGGCAAGGUAGUCGCGGGAAUUGUCCGCGUACAAUCCUUCGCGGAUUGACGAGAGGGUCGUGUGGUGGCAGCCAAGGCACACGACCAUGCGCUUCGGCGGGGACGAAUGCGACGACGACAGCGACCUUGAGCACACGCGCCACCCGUGCCGGUCGACGUCGACCGACCAGCCCUUCUUGACCGAGUGGCGCGUCCACUUGGCUGUGUCGGCCAACGCUUUCUUGAGAAUGAACUCCAUGUGCCGCGCAUGGGCAGCAUAUUCGUCCGCAGAUAUGUCCACCCGCAUGUGCCAAUAAACGAAAGGUGAAGUGGCGAAAUGCCACACAAUCCAGAGCCGUCCCGCCGAGUUUAUCGGCUUUUAUGGACGUGAAUCGGUCAAAAAAGUGCGCUGUCUCGCCACUGUCACGUUCAAGAUAUCGAAUCCGCUUGAAAUUUGAAGACAUGUCCUCGACCCACCCCUAUUUUGACCAGAGUCAGGCCAAGAUCGUCAUGCUGUAUCCUUUUUCACCUUCUCAUGCUUUCGACCGUACAUCCACCACCAUAGGAUCAUCAACGAUGUCGACGUCGACAUGCGAGGCGCCGCCGGGGCACGUUCAAGGAAUACUGGCGCCUUGCAGGCGCAUGCACAACGGCGCUUGGACCUGUUUGCUUUGUCAAGCGCUGCGGGUGGAUCGCAAGAAGUAUGACUCGAUCGACGUUGUAAAGGUGGGGCCGACGUUUGGCAGUGUGAAUCAACGUCGUUCCGAAGCCAUCUCUCUGAGCAGAACGACAUCCAGCAAUGGCCUCGUGGUGCCACUCACCGUCCCACGAAAGCGCACCGCCCGGACAAACAUAUGCUCCAACGCAGACGACGCGACAAAUUCACCCGUUGAGCGACUUGUUGUCGUGCACAGCGACUCAGGAGUACCUUGAGAGUGUCAUCAUGGGUGUCGGCAAGGCUAUCGACUCGUGGUUGCCCGUGCGACGGCACCCGAGUCCGCUGCGAUGCCAAGUGUUCGGACCGAUCGGUGUACAAUGCUAUGUCCGUGGCUCAUCGAUCCAACUCUUCCCGAGCCUGCUUACUGUCUUUUUCCUUACAGGCCGCAACGACGACGCUUGUUGACGUGCUUCGAUGCUCUUCGAUGAACCCACCCGCCGCGCAUCUGUGUGUCGCUCGAUGCGUGAGAUCUCAUGGCCUGCAUCACAAUCGCCAAGCAGUCGUCACAGCCCCCAUGUCGCGACCAGAUGAUGCCGAGCCGGUCUCUGCCCCGAUGCCAUGGGCUGGUUGUGCAAUUGUGUGGUGUGCGGACCUGAACAAACACUCUUUGCACGAUUUUCGCGAUUUUCAUUCGGAUUUUUGCGAGAAAUGCAGAAAUAUUUCGAGCAAUUGCGCCAAACCAACGUCGUGGACAAAGCUGGACAAUUGCGAUGCCGACGACAUCUACGUCAGACUUUGUCGACGUCUCGAGCGACUGCAGGAGAAGCAUGGGGCUCACGGCCGGAGCGAUUGCCCUACUCGGGUUUGGAGAAGCGUGUCUUCGAUGCCGCCGUCCUGUACCGCUCGGUCUCGCGUGUCGGUUUGCGGUGUUCAACCUCGUCCCGAGUUUCGUGUGGAAGUCAAUCGAUAUGUCCGUCAUUUUCAAAUCGGCCAAAGUUUCGUUGGCCGAAGCAGUCGACGCGUCCGUGCUCUCCGAGACACUUCGUUCCUUCCGCUACAUUGUUGCGAGUAGCAGUGUACUGUACCACUUCGUCCACCUCCGCGACUCGAGAGCGUCGUCGGAAAAGGUCGUACGCCUCACAACCUCCACGUCCCGCUUGACUCCACACUCCGUCCAAGCACACGGAGACCACUUUGCCAUUGUAGAAAUCGAACGUGCCACGCCAAACGUCACCCAGCUUGACAUGCAGCAGUGGUGUUUACACCAGCUCGACGCGACACGGAGCGAUGUGUUCCUGGUGGAAGCCGACCUGUCUUCGGUAACUUGCGCGGCGCAGGCCACGGCAAUCCUAGAAAAAGUGCGCCAUGUCAUUGCACCUUUCCGUGGUCCCCGUGCGUUCAUGCGCCGCAUGGAAGCAGUCGUGGUCCUCUUGGCGUCACCCAGCACAGCCCCCGAGAUGCUCGUCGACCGGGACUGGGACAUAUCUGUGAACUCGGCUUCGAUUGUGUCAACUCACUUGCUCGACAUGCUGGAAGCCUCUUGCUCGCGGACGUCCAAUCCUAGCCCCGACGACGCAGACAACGACGCGAUCGAGAAACCUGCCCUUGACCACCCCGUGAUCAUUCACACCGAGUCGAUGGACCAGUACCAAGCACUGGCGCAUGGCCUUCUCCAAGCCCAAAGGAUACCGUUGCGCUAUCGAGAAGGCGACCGCGCCUCCACCGACCCAGCCGCCGUCCACGUCAUUGCCUUCCAGAAAGCAUCCAGUGCGGUGGAGCGCAUGCAUGUGCUGAUGGACUUGGGUGCGUUGGUCCCAAACAACUGGACUUGCCUCACGACUGGGUAGAUGUGGACCCGGCAAACAUUUGCGUCGUAACGGACGUGGCGCUGCAUGACGUAGCGCCGUCCGUCCAUGUCCUGGACGUUUCCCAGCUUUAUGACGACGCUCUACGGGCCAUUCGAAGCCAGCUGCGAUGCGGCAUGACGUGUGACGAGGUGCAAGAUGGUCUCCGUCUUCGGUAUGGCCCCGUGAACUCGAUCACAGCGCCUGGAUUCCGUCGCGACAAGUAUUCUGCGCUUUGACUUGGCCACAUCCCCUCUUGGACAGCCAAGCGAUGGAACUCGUUGACGCGCAUCCAUAUGCAAAUAAUCAUUACGUCAUGCUUGGUCGAUACUUUUUCGCUUCGACCGUGCUGUG